AUGACGAAGAAGGCUGUUGUGCACAGUGGACCAGGUUUGAGAGUGCAACACAGCCUCACAGAUUUAACGCAAAUAAGAUUAUUGUUCUACACUGUGAUAAUGAACAGUGUUUCUGUUUCAGUGACAACAACAUCGGCAGUGACUACUACAGUGUUUACAACGAUGACGAACAAGGCUGUUGUGCACAGCGGACCAGGUUUGAAAGUGCAACACAGCCUCACAGAUUUAACGCAAAUAAGAUUAUUGUUCUACACUGAUAAUGAACAGUGUUUCUGUUUCAGUGACGACAACAUCGGCAGUGACUACUACAGUGUUUACAACGAUGACGAAGAAGGCUGUUGUGCACAGCGGACCAGGUUUGAGAGGCUUCUGCUCAUUUGGCUGGUGCUCAUAUUGUGCAUCGUCUUGGCACUUAUAGGUCUCGUAGUCAUGGUCUCGUUACAAAACAAGGAUGCUGUUAGGAAAAUCAUGGACAAUGACGAUGAACCCGAAGCUUAUAUUAUACAUAGAUGUUUAACAGGAGAAUGUGUUGUUACUGCGGCCCGCAUGAUUCAAUCCCUCGAUUACUCUGUGGAUCCAUGCAACAACUUCUACGAGUUUGCAUGUGGUGGCUGGAUGAAGAAGACUUUAGUACCGGCAGACAGCCAAGAAGUAAACCAGUUUACGUUACUUAAACAGGAGGAGGAUAUCAUUCUUAAAAAUUUGUUCGAAGCUGAGGUAAAACCAAACGACAGUUACUCUGUUGUUCUUGUGAAGGACUUUUACGCAUCAUGCAUGAACGAAAAUCUUAUUAAGGAGCUAGGAGUAGAACCCUGUUUGAAACUCAUCAAAUCUAUUGGGAUAUGGCCAAUCAUUGACUCCUAUUGGGACGACUGGUACUUUGACCUUGAAGAGAAGUUACUGGCGCUGAAGAAAUAUAACCAUGCACCGCUGAUUAACGUCUUUGUGUCGUCAGACCAGAGAAACUCGACACAAAGGAAAAUACAUAUCGACCAACCUCACAUAUUUAUGAAGCCUUAUUUGUUGCGAUCGAGAAACAACAUGGUAGUGCAGGCGUAUGAACAGCUGAUUGUGAAAAUCGCCUCACAGUUGGGUCAGCGCUCCCCAACAUCUCGAGGGAUCAUCAGAGAUGCUGAACAAAUUGUCGAUUUCGAGAUUGCCUUAGCAAAAAUUUCCGUCCCAUCGGAACUACGUCAAAAUGAGACAGCUCGUUACAAUGUGUUCAACAUCUCACAGUUGAAUUUGAUCUACCCGCAAAUAAAGUGGUUGAAGUUUCUUCAGAAGGUGAUGAGUAUUCCCGAGGUCGACAUACUGGUGGCUGACAGUGAAGAGAUCAUCAAUGAGUCUCCCAGCUAUUUUGAGAAGUUAAUGCACCUCAUUAAAAUUACACCUAGGAGGGAGAUAGCAAACUACCUGAUAUGGACUGUCACGUUGAAGACUGCAUCGGAGCUGGGUGGGAAAUUGGAAGAAUUCUAUCUGGAUUUCUACAGGGUUAUAACUGGUGUGUCAUCUUUACCGGCAAGGUUUCAAGUCUGCAUAAAACAUGUCGUCCAGAACCUAAGAUUCACAGCAGGUCGAAUGUUUGUUGAUUCCGUAUUUGACGAAAAUAAUAAACAAAGUGCACAGGAGUUGACAUCGGAUAUACACACGACCUUCAAGGAGUUGCUGGAAGAACAGGACUGGAUGGAUAAUGCCACGAGGAAGGUGGCCAUGGAAAAGGCCGAUGCACUUGGUAAAAAAGUAGGAUACCCUGAUUAUAUUUCAAAAGAUGAAGAACUUGAUAAACUUUAUGGAAAUUACAGUUUUUCAAGGGACAAAUUCUUUGAAAAUGUCUUGCACAAUUAUCAGCGAUCAGUUAUCAAUAACCUGAAAAUGCUCAGGGACGAAGUUGACAAAAAUCGUUGGAAAGUAGCACCUUCUGCUGUUAAUGGAUUUUAUGACAGGGUCACAAACCAAAUCAUCAUCCCAGCUGGUAUUUUGCAACCACCAUUUUACAACAGGUUCUCUCCCAGAUCAGUGAAUCAUGGUAGCAUUGGCUUUAUCAUUGGACAUAGAAUAACUAAUGGCUUUGAUGACGAAGGCCGCCAUUAUGACAAGGAUGGCAACCUGAACGACUGGUGGAGUGAUGAGGCCAGCGACACGUUCAGGAACAAGACUCAGUGUAUUAAUGGCGUCAAGACUCCAGGAAAAUACUUCGCAGAUAGUGGUGGUCUCAAACUCAGUUACAUGGCAUACAAACGGUGGCUGAAUAGAUUGGGAAACAUGGAUCAAAUGUUGCCGGGACUGAACUUCACUAAACACCAGUUAUUCUUCAUAAGCUUCGCUCAGACAUGGUGUAGCAAUCUCAGACCCGAAAGCAACUUGUUUAGCAUAUUUCUUCAAGUUCACAGUAUGGGAAGAUUGAGGGUGAUUGAGUCAUUACAGAAUUCAGUGGAGUUUUCAGAAGUGUUCCAGUGUUCAAACACGUCAUACAUGAAUCCCCCUGACAAGUGCCUUGUUUGGUGAUUGGUCUACUACUCUAGUACAACAUUGCUGAUUUUUUCACAGUAACUCAACAAUAAAUCUGUCACAGUGGUGGUGAUUGGUUCAAAUCAAGAAACAGUAUCAACCUAUCACACAAGUAUUAAACUUUGUGAUUGGUUCAAAUCGAACACUGUAUGAAUCUAUCACACAAGUAUGACGGAUGGUGAUUGGUUCAAAUCAAGUACUGUGUUAUCUCAUCACACAAGUAUUAACUUUGUGAUUGGUUCAAAUCAAUGAAGGCCUUAACCCAUAACAAGAGUUAACCUUUGUGACAGUUUAAAUUUGACUAAAUAACUUAUUUGCAAUUGCAAUUGAAUUUGUAGCCAACAUUGCAUUUAUUAUUAUUAUCAUCAUCAUUAUUAUUAUAGUAGUUUGCCAUAGCAGUAAAUUGUAUAAACAUUUUUAUUUGGUAUAUAUUAUGUAGUAUUUCACUAGACUUGGCUUUUUUUCUUCUUUUUUUAAUGUCGUUAUUUUUAAAAAGAUUAUUCAUUCUCAACUAUAUAUUAUUCAUAUCAUAUUUUUUAGUAACUGCCAAUUGAAUUUGAAGCUUAUAUUAAAUUUGUAAACAAAAAUAUUUUAUUAUUUAGUAUUUCAAAUAAACUUUUUUU
Molecule: messenger RNA, 3131 nt
Organism: Gigantopelta aegis
Lineage: Eukaryota; Metazoa; Mollusca; Gastropoda; Neomphalida; Peltospiridae
Product: membrane metallo-endopeptidase-like 1
Exons: 21
Coding region: 1-2505 (834 amino acids)
Biological process (GO): protein processing
Cellular component (GO): plasma membrane
Molecular function (GO): metalloendopeptidase activity
Source: RefSeq, a predicted model, not a curated record